AACAAUUUGAGAAUAAGAUGAGGUGAGGUCAAAUAAUACUGUAUUAAUAAAAAUAUUAUAACAUGUUAGAGGCUGAAAAUUAUGACCACUCUUUCAGUUUUAAAACCAACAUCCUCCCAGUAAUAAUUUAUGUAUGUUAUGUAUCUUUUCAGGGUAAAACAUCAUUUCAAAAUAGCACAUGAGUAAAAGUAUGAAAUGAAGUAAACAAUGUAAAUUAACAUUUUUUUCUCCAGACAGAAAUCCACUUUAAUGUAAAUGAUAUUCUAUGGAUUUUACUAGAACUUAAAGAUAUGGAUGAAUUCCAAUUUUCAGGGAACUGAUUGUAAAGAGGAAACACAGUUUACACAAGAUGAAACAAAAAAAGAAACGAAGGAGGAACAGAAAAAUAAAAAAUGCUGUUAUUACAUCCGUGAACAUAAAAUCAGAUGGACACUUAAUUCCAAGUGAUGGGGAUUUAUCACACAGUGAGCAAGAAAAUUCAGAAGACAAUGGACAAUCAGAAUUAGUGACUGGCCAUCCAGAUGAAGCUAAAAUUGAUAGUGAGAAUGGCUCAAUGAAGUAUAAUCAUUUACAGCUUUCUGAAUUGCAAAAAAAGGAAUUCCUUGAUUCUGUUGUGGUAAAUUCAGUGUCUUUAAAGAAGUCACUAAAUGCAGAUAUUACUGAAGAUGUGUCACUAUCAAUUACUCUAAAUGAAAAUAUAGCUGGCCAAUUAUCCAAUUGUCAUUUAUUAAAUGGGAUCAAAAGCAUAUCGCUUGCAGAAAGUGACAGUAACACUUUAGAACAUAAUCAAAAUUCAUUUCAACAAUCAGAUCAAAACGAUGCAAGAAAAAAUACUGUAUUGACUGAUAAAGAAAACAAAAAUACAUCUGCUGAAAACUUGGUCCAGGGAAACCAAAUGUUAAGCAAUGAAGAGGAAACAACUCUUUUACAUCCACAUGGAACUUCAAAAAGUAAUGAAAUGAAUUCCUGGGCUUUCUUUUCCUUUGAUCUGGUUGAUGAACAAUUUCAGACCAAGACAGAGAAAAACGAAUCUUGUUUGACUUGGCCUGAGGAUGUAUCUAAAAUGUUUCAGCAAAGAUCAAAAAAGGUAAAAAGGCAUAAGAAGAUGCUUUCAGAUGCAACAGAAAUAACUGAUUAUAAUUCUAGUAAAGAAUUAGUGAAAGAAAACAGUGGAAAACUCCUGCAUGAAAAUAACAAUACAACAAAUAGACCUUUGUCAUUAUUGGUGAUGGAAAAUAAGAUAUGUGAUAAUGCUAGCGAAUUUGUCAGAGAAAGCGGAAGGAAAGCCAGUUUCACAACUGAUGAAUGUAUAUUAGCUUUACCAAAGAAAAAAGAGAAAUAUAAAAGGAUCUUCAAAUUGGCCCCAAACUUUGAUUUACCACGGCAUAUUCCUCCUAAAAAAAAUCAGAAAGUGCUAAACAAUAUAGAUACAGUAACAGAGAAAGAAGACAUUUCAAAUGAAAACAUUCUAGAAAAGAAUGAACAAUGCUGUGAACUUCAAGCAUCCAAUUACAAUGCAGUAGUCAAAUUUUCUGAUUUUGAUGUGGAACUUCCGUUACACAAUGGUUCCAAUAAACUUGCAGACGAAUCUGUGAAUAUUUCAACAAAAGAAUCUGAUAUUCCAAUUCAUGAAUGUACUUUUGUUUCGUGUAAAGCUUCCUCACCAAGUGAACAAGAAUUGUUUGAAUGUGAUGUAACAAUAGAAAUUAAAGAAAAGGAAAAGGUAUCUCCAGAUAUUUCAACUACUCAGCCAGAUAUUUUGCAUUCAGUUAAACUAAUUACUGAAUGCCUUACAAACACUUCAGCUGAACCUUUUGAAAAUAUGGAAGUGAUUAAUGAAAGUGAACAAAAAGUAAACAUCAAAGAUGUUCAAGAUUCCACAUAUACAAAAUCCAGUAAUAUGGAGCUUCCUUUAUCACUAAGAUUUGUACUUCAACUAGUAGAACUUUUCGGUUCUCCAGGAGUUCCAUUAGAUAUUUUAUCGCCAGAUGAUUAUGUAGUUCCUCUUGACUGGGAAAUAUCAAAGGAGAUCUAUUUACAGUGGAAGACAUCUGUGGAGAAGAAACAGGAAAAUAAGCUAUUGAAAGAGAAUUCCUUGCUCGAUGCCGCAGCUGCUCUCCAGGAUUCAAAUAAGGAUGGUCAAGAAAGAAAAUCUUCAGAGAUAAAAUCAGAAAUGUCUUUUGGAGAAUCAUCAUUGCUCUGAAAAAUUGUUUCAAGCUACAAAAUUCAAGCAAUAAUGCUAGCCUCUCUGAAAUUUUAUUUAAAAACUAUCAACCUUUUUUUGCAGAAAGGUAAUUUCUUCCAAUGUUCUGAUUCUGUUAGCUCAAAGCUUUGAUUCAUUCUGAAUAUGAAAUUCAUAGACCGGACCCCCAUAGCAAACCAUGUUUGCUUCUGGUUUUGCUAGUCUCAAUUGUUGAGGCAAACUUUGCAUUGUAGAAAAAAUGACCGGAUAAAGAAAAAAGAAAAGUAAUGGAAUGCUUUGUUUUGAAUAUUACCAAGAGUAAAAAAUGGCUUUACCAAGAGAAGAUCAAUAUUAUUACUGUGGCAAUAGCAAGCUCAUAUAUUUUUUUAAACCAUAAUUGCUGAAGAUGUGUAUUAUUUAAUAUUGUUGAUUACCCAUAAUUCAGUGUGACAAUCCUCUAGCAUCUUACCACUUUGUUAAAGUGGACAUUGUAUUACUUUAGUUUUUGAUUCCUCCAUCCCAUUUGUUCUCUGUAGGCUAUUUCUAACCAAAUUGUGCCACAAUUCCCUUUACAACACCAGUGUGCAGUCUUUUCCAGGCUAAGGGCACCUUUAAUUUAUCAGUGGCAUAACAGAGGCUGUAUGUGAAAAGUAGGUAGUAUAAAAAAGAGUAGGUGAAUCUGGGAUGGAAUCUAAAUUGGAUUAAUUUAAUUUAUAUUUUAUUGUAAUUUAAAUUAUAUUCAGUUAAUAUUAUUCCCCAUGUAUUUAAUUUUCCUCUUCCAUCCCAUUUUAAAAAUGCAGGUUUUUAAAACUACCCAAAACAAAAUUUUAAAUUGUCCAAAACUAGAGAGGUUUAGGCAGUCAUACCUCAAAGCUUUCAAGGACCAUAUGCCAUGUAGGGCCUGAAGUCCUGUACAAACACGCAGUAAUUCUUAACAGUCUCCUGAACAAAAAGAACUGUUUCUGCUAUCUCCUUCAAAUGUCUUUCUUCUGAUUCUUGGUUUAACUCUUCAUAUUCAAAGUUUUGCUAAGAUAAUUGGUUAUCUUUCUGGUUUUUUGAUCCCAAUAUGUCCUUGUAAGACAACUGCAAUAAUUAUUACCGUCUUUCAAGAUCUCACAUAUCUUUUCUUACCUUCAAAUUCCUCCAUGACCAUCUUUUUUUAUCUCUUUACUUAUACAGGUAGUCCUCACUUAAUGACUGGUCACUUCAUGAUCAAAUUUAUGAGACCCUGCCCCCCAUCAAACGGUACUAACAACCCAGAUUCAAGUUCUAAGAGUCCCCCCUUGGCACCUGGCCCACAUUUAUGGCAUCUCAUGGUCAGUCAUGUGACCACAAACUAUCAAGUUUUUGCCAGAAGCUGGUGUUUACUUGCAGUUUCUGGCAAAAAAAACAACCCAUUGUGACACCACAAAAAUGUCAUAAAAUUGGCUCAGUCAUAACAAUUGGCACAACUUACUACUGUAAUUCUGGACUCCAUUGAGUUGAGGACUAUCUGUAUCUGGUUGCAUCCCUAUCCACUAUCCUCCAUUGUUAAGACCCUCAGAUCCUUUUUUUGUUGUUAUCCUAUGUUUGGAACUUCUUGGAAUACUGCCAAGAUGAAACCCAUUUUAUUUUCUAUUUCAGAACCAAUAGUAAUUGCGUGACUAUUAAACCCUAAUAGUCAUGCAAUGCUCUAGCUAAACCUCAGCUUGUGACACUGAAACAACCACAUUUUUGUUUCUCCCCGUCACCUGUUUUGUGUUGAAUUUUAAUUGUAAGUUCUUGCAUAACUUUAAAAUGCCUUAAUAACAUUAUAUAAAUAUUUUAUUUAUGAGCAGAGCAUAACAUUUGGCUAUAAAUUAAGCUAUUUUGUGCAAAGCAGAUGCAAGAAAGGUAAUUAUCCAGAGGGAAAGGUUAUUUAACAAAAGUACCAUUAUAUUGUGGAGAAAUGCAUUAAUUAGUAAGUUAAAAAUAGCUAAAUUUUUGUUUGCAACUGAAACAAAAUUACCCAUAAGCCCCAAUAAAAUGAGAUGUCAAUUUUAUUUAAUUGCAAUUGUUAGUAUAUGAACUGUAGUUUGGGUGGAUGAGAUAGUUGUAAGAUUUUUAUACUUAGGUUUGAUCUUUCACUAGCUUUUAUUAUUAUUAUUGUUAUAUUACAGAAUGUGCUUGCUUUUUGGCUUUCCCUUGGGUGGACUCAAAUUAACAACCAUCUAGAAUAAAAGUAAACCUCAAGAAUCAGCAAAAGUACAAAGCAUCAAACUUUUUGAAUCCCUAUCUGAGUUACCUGCUGCUUUUGAAUUUCAUUUUCAAAUAAAAUUGUGAAGCAAAGUAAAAUAAUGUGGCUUCAGCGGUUUAAGUCAUGUAUAUAUGAAAACCCCCCCCCCAAAUUAAGGGAUAUAAUAUCAUAGAUUUGGAAAGGUCAUGCAGGCCCUCAAGUCUAUCCUCCAGAUGAAUGUCAUAGCUGGCCUAAGGUCUAUCCAGCCUUUUCCUGAACAUAUCCAGUGAGAGGAAUUCCUUCCUAUGAAUUACUGUAACUCUUCAUACCAUUAUAACAUUUCUGUUAACAUUUAAUUGGAAUCCACUUGCCAUUAUAGUAAGAUUAUUUUAUGUCCUGCAUACUGGAACAAGAAAACAAGUUAUAAUUGUCUUCUGUGUGACACCUCUUUAGUGCUAGCUAGAAGAAUGCUAUUCUAUGCCCUUCAAUAAGCAUUUUACAAUGGUAGACAGACAUGUCCUCAUAUAUCUUAGUUUCUAAUCCCAAGAUUAUCCUUGCUUUUCUUUCUAUUGCUUAUUUUCUCGGAAUCUUCCUUAAAAUGUGGUAUACAGAACUGGACACAUGCUGAAGAUAGGACAUAUUAUUUUUAAACUAUAUUUCCAUUAAUUUAAUCUAUGAGUAUGACAAGUGGUAAAUUCCAACUCCUACAAUAAAACAUGAGACCUGUGUACACAAAGAGAACUGCAACUUGAUGGGCAUUUAGUUGUACAGUAGUUUGCUUUCAGGUUAAAUAGUACAUAGUGUAUUGUUCUGGUACAAUGCAAGUAUAUAAAGAGGUAACUGGCUACUUCAUUAUAAGAACAAUAAAUAGAACUCUAAGGGAACAGAGAGAAAGAGACGGAACGGGGAGAAGGGGAAGAGGUAGAAGUAGCUGUAGUAGUUAAAUAAUACUGGAUAACCAGUAAUAUUUAACAACUGGACAAUAAAAAAUAAAAUAACCAAUAUAGUAUAGAAAAAUAAAAAGUUUGGCAA
Molecule: messenger RNA, 5408 nt
Organism: Ahaetulla prasina
Lineage: Eukaryota; Metazoa; Chordata; Lepidosauria; Squamata; Colubridae
Exons: 5
Coding region: 350-2203 (617 amino acids)
Biological process (GO): negative regulation of transcription by RNA polymerase II
Cellular component (GO): nucleus
Molecular function (GO): transcription corepressor activity
Source: RefSeq, a predicted model, not a curated record